GAACGACUGACUGAACCGAAUCCGUUUGUCUCCACUCGACUCUCACUGCGCUCCAAACGUCAUCCAUGUAGGCACCGGCCGUACCGGUAUAACCUCUCCGGUCGCGGGCUGAACCACCUGGUUUUUCUGAAUGAAACCGUAGCUCGCCUCGCGCUAUAAAUAGAACGGACGGGCCUGACGUCACCGUGGAAGCCGCAUCACGUCGUUUUGUUCCGUGUUGUGUGGCUGCAGAUUAUUUUUAUUUAUUUAACCGAUGCGCUUUCGGAUGGGGAAGGACAGAGUACUUCUGAAGGCAGCCUGAACAAUGAAGCUAGAUACGUAGUAGGGGUUAUUGUUACAUUGGGAAGGGAGGAAAGGAUUACCGGUCAACGAACUGGGGCGUGAUACCAGUUACGACAUGAUCUUGCAGUAGUUGCCUAGCUAGCGGCGAGCGGUUCUUAUUUGUACAGUAGCCAUCGAGCUACCUGCAAUUAUUGAAUCGUACUCUGACCUCCUGACUGUAGUUUUGGUCGACCAGAUCCCACUCACUCAGCCCUGGAGAACGGGCCCUGAACAGUAGUAUGGACUACGAGAGACCCAAUGUUGAGACCAUUAAGUGUGUAGUGGUGGGGGACAACGCCGUAGGGAAGACACGGCUGAUCUGUGCUCGGGCCUGUAACACCACUCUGAACCAGUACCAACUACUGGCCACACACGUCCCUACGGUCUGGGCUAUAGACCAGUACAGAGUCUGUCAAGAGGUGUUGGAGCGCUCCAGGGAUGUGGUGGAUGAGGUCAGUGUGUCUCUCAGGCUGUGGGACACCUUCGGAGAUCAUCAUAAAGACAGACGCUUCGCAUACGGAAGGUCAGACGUGGUUGUGCUGUGUUUCUCCAUCGCCAACCCCAACUCUCUGCAUCACGUCAAGACCAUGUGGCACAUGGAGAUCAAGCACUUCUGUCCCAGGACGCCUGUCAUCCUGGUGGGUUGUCAGCUGGACCUGCGCUACGCUGAUCUGGAGGCUGUCAACAGGGCCAGGAGGCCACUAGCCAGACCUAUAAAGCCAGGAGACAUCCUUCCUCCAGAAAGUGGCCGGGAGGUGGCCAAGGAGCUGGGCAUCUCCUACUAUGAGACCAGCGUGUUCGACCAGUUUGGCAUCAAGGACAUCUUCGACAAUGCCAUUCGAGCCGCGCUCAUCUCUCGUCGACACCUGCAGUUCUGGAAGUCCCACCUCCGGAAGGUCCAGAAGCCACUCCUCCAGGCGCCCUUCCUGCCGCCCAAAGCACCGCCCCCUCUCAUCAAGAUUCCAGAGUGUGUCAUCAACAACAGGGAGGGUCCUGGCCUCCUAUUGGACAGUCCUCUGUGUGCUGACGUCAUGUUCAUCCUCCAGGACAACAUCCACAUCUUCGCCCACAAGAUCUACCUCUCCACCUCCUCCUCCAAGUUUUAUGACCUGUUCCAGAUGGACUUCAGUGACGAGUCCCAGUGCCUGGUGGUGACGGAGCGGCAUGCCCGGGACUCUCUCCUCAGGACCCUCAGUCUGGAUACAGAGGAGGACGUGGCCGUGCUCCCCAACCUCUCCCCCUGCUCCCUCCGGGCCUCGAAGAGCGACGGCACCCUGAAGAUGAUGAGCUUCUCUGGUAAGCACCGGCGCACCAAGCUGUCCUUGGCCUCCUGGAGCAAGGCCUUCUACAGCAUCCACAAGGAGAGCGUGACCAACCCUGUGACGGGCUCCCCGGCUCACAUGACGGUGGUGAAGAUGGACUAUUCCAUCCAGCUGGGUCCGUUCAGUGCCGUGUUGAGGUUCCUCUACACCGGGGAGCUGGAUGAAGAGGAGCGGGAUCUGAUGAAGAUCGCCCAGAUCGCGGAGGUCCUGGAGGUGUUUGACCUGAGGAUGAUGGUGGAGAACAUCAUGAACCACGAGGGCUUCAUGAACCAGGAGAUCACCAAGGCCUUCCACGUCAGGAAAUCCAACCGCAUCAAGGAGUGUCUCAACAAGAACACCUUUACAGACGUCACCUUCAGGUUGGAGGAUGGAACCAUCAAUGCUCACAGACCUCUGCUCAUCUCCUCCUGUGAUUGGAUGGCUGCUGUGUUCGGAGGAUCCUUCAUGGAGAGUGCUAACAACGAGGUCUCGUUCCCAGGCACCAGCAGGGUGUGUAUGCAGGCUGUUCUGGAGUAUCUCUACACCAAUCAGCUGUGUCCCAUGGCAGAGCUGGACCCUAUGGAGCUGACGGCCCUGGCUAACAGACUCUGUCUCCCCAGACUGACUGCUCUGACAGAACACUAUGCUGUGAGUGAGCUGGUGAAAGCCUCCAAAGACGGACAGGAUAUAGACGGCGAGGUACUCACCUAUCUGGAACUGGCUCAGUUCCAUAAUGCUAACCAGUUAGCAGCUUGGUGCCUACAUCACAUCUGCACUCACUACAACAAUGUCUGUGCCAACUAUCGCAAAGAGAUCAAGGCCAAAUCUGCAGAGAACCAGGAAUACUUUGAGAAGCACCGCUGGCCCCCGGUGUGGUACCUGAAGGAGGAGGACCACUACCAGCGGGUGAGGAAGGAGAGGGAGAAGGAGGACGUGGUUCUCAACAAACACCACAGCAGACGACGUUGGUGUUUCUGGAGCACCUCGCCUGCCGUGGCCUGAGAGGUCUGAGGAGGGUCUGCCCCAAACCGCCCAGGGAAUCUGCCACCUGCCCCGUGCUCCAGCUUCUAACCCUGCUCCCCGCAAAGAGGUCCCACCUGCCCCGUGCUCCAGCUUCUAACCCUGCUCCCCGCAAAGAGGUCCCACCUGCCCCGUGCUCCAGCUUCUAACCCUGCUCCCCGCAAAGAGGUCCCAACACACGCUGUCCCAACAACACACGCUGUCCCAAUGUUUUACUGUUAGAUCAUCUGAGCAUUAAGACAGAAAAUAACUAUCUGACGAUGCACUGUCAUGUGUCACCCUCUUCUCUUGAUACACUGUCAGGUCCUACCCUCUUCUCUUGAUGAUACACUGUCAGGCCCUACCCUCUUCUCUUGAUGAUACACUGUCAGGUCCUACCCUCUUCUCUUAAUACACUGUCAGGUCCUACCCUCUUCUCUUGAUGAUACACUGUCAGGUCCUACCCUCUUCUCUUGAUGAUACACUGUCAGGUCCUACCCUCUUCUCUUGAUGAUACACUGUCAGGUCCUACCCUCUUCUCUUGAUGAUACACUGUCAGGUCCUACCCUCUUCUCUUGAUGAUACACUGUCAGGUCCUACCCUCUUCUCUUGAUGAUACACUGUCAGGUCCUGCCCUCUUCUCUUGAUGAUACACUGUUAGGUCCUGCCCUCUUCUCUUGAUGAUACACUGUCAGGACCUACCCUCUUCUCUUGAUGAUACACUGUCAGGUCCUACCCUCUUCUCUUGAUGAUACACUGUCAGGCCCUACCCUCUUCUCUUGAUGAUACACUGUCAGGUCCUGCCCUCUUCUCUUGAUGAUACACUGUCAGGUCCUGCCCUCUUCUCUUGAUGAUACACUGUCAGGUCCUACCCUCUUCUCUUGAUGAUACACUGUCAGGUUCUACCCUCGUCUCUUGAUACACUGUCAGGCCCUACCCUCUUCUCUUUAUGAUACACUGUCAGGUCCUACCCUCUUCUCUUGAUGAUACACUGUCAGGUCCUACCCUCUUCUCUUGAUGAUACACUGUCAGGUCCUACCCUCUUCUCUUGAUGAUACACUGUCAGGUCCUACCCUCUUCUCUUGAUGAUACACUGUCAGGUCCUGCCCUCUUCUCUUGAUGAUACACUGUCAGGUCCUACCCUCUUCUCUUGAUGAUACACUGUCAGGUCCUGCCCUCUUCUCUUGAUGAUACACUGUCAGGUCCUGCCCUCUUCUCUUGAUGAUACACUGUCAGGUCCUACCCUCUUCUCUUGAUGAUACACUGUCAGGUCCUGCCCUCUUCUCUUGAUGAUACACUGUCAGGUCCUGCCCUCUUCUCUUGAUGAUACACUGUCAGGUCCUGCCCUCUUCUCUUGAUGAUACACUGUCAGGUCCUACCCUCUUCUCUUGAUGAUACACUGUCAGGUCCUACCCUCUCUGCUUGGGUCCACAUGAAUAACCUCCACACGACAGGGCUCUACAGAGGGUCCAUUAAUAUGUAGCUGUGCGACCUGGAGUUAGAAUUUAGGAGCUCCAGAGCACCUAGAAACAGGAUUCUAGCCACGUUGUCCAACCUGUCAACGUGGUGUGGUAUGUGCUUGCUGUUAGACAUGUAAACAUUAUGGAUGUACGUUGUGAUUGUUGAUGUUAGCUGCAGUCACUGACACCAGCCCUGGAUCUAAGUCUGAAUCAUAAAUGAUGCAAAAAUAACUCUGAACCUGAUGAAACACAGGACCUGUUCAUAGACGGGGCUUCAUGCCGCCGUGGAAUAACAACAACAACGUUGAAAGUACGUCUUGUGCUCACUGGGAUACCGAUACAGCUCCAGGGAUACACAGAGCUCCUGGUUGAUACAGCUCCAGGGAUAAACAGAGCUCCUGGUUGAUACAGCUCCAGGGAUAAACAGAGCUCCUGGUUGAUACAGCUCCAGGGAUAAACAGAGCUCCUGGUUGAUACAGCUCCAGGGAUAAACAGAGCUCCUGGUUGAUACAGCUCCAGGGAUAAACAGAGCUCCUGGUUGAUACAGCUCCAGGGAUAAACAGAGCUCCUGGUUGAUACAGCUCCAGGGAUAAACAGAGCUCCUGGUUGAUACAGCUCCAGGGAUAAACAGAGCUCCUGGUUGAUACAGCUCCAGGGAUAAACAGAGCUCCUGGUUGAUACAGCUCCAGGGAUAAACAGAGCUCCUGGUUGAUACAGCUCCAGGGAUAAACAGAGCUCCUGAUCG
Messenger RNA from Salvelinus fontinalis (brook trout), 4826 nucleotides. It is a transcript of the gene rhobtb1, whose product is annotated as Rho related BTB domain containing 1. Gene Ontology annotation, molecular function: GTPase activity; GTP binding; ubiquitin protein ligase binding. Gene Ontology annotation, biological process: regulation of proteolysis; proteasome-mediated ubiquitin-dependent protein catabolic process; small GTPase-mediated signal transduction. The coding region runs from base 561 to 2624 and encodes 687 amino acids. The record is from RefSeq and is a predicted model, not a curated record. The transcript is spliced from 12 exons. Gene Ontology annotation, cellular component: cytoplasm. Lineage: Eukaryota; Metazoa; Chordata; Actinopteri; Salmoniformes; Salmonidae.